UGGGGCUUGCGAUUUCUCCGCACUAUUGGGGCAUGUUUCGCUCACCAUUCACACAUUUAUCCAUCACAGAGAUGCUACCACCAUCUGGAGGUGUGAUUGUGUUGUGUGGUGCCCAAACUUCUAGUCAGUUUAGCGGUAUUCGCGGUCGCGGUAACAAUUGUUGCGUGGCCCCCUUUUGCAGUAAACUAGCGGUGUCUGGCAUCUGUACUCUCCACCCUUCGUUCCAUUUUACGGCGAGAGUUGUAUCAUUACAGUGUUGAACUUGGGCCAAAAUGGAUAGCAACAGUCCCCCAGCCACGUCUCUCAACAAUUUUCGUCUGUUGUAUCUGAUUACCCAGAUGGUGGGUAUAACCCUAAUCAUUCUGGUGAGUUCCUGGGUUGGAGUACAUCUGAACGGUUUGGCAUGGACCUCCAGACCAUCGGUACAAUUCAACUGGCAUCCUCUGCUGAUGACAAUGGGAAUGAUCUUCCUAUAUGGAAACUCAAUUUUAGUGUAUCGAGGAUUCCGAUAUGCCCGUAAAAAGCCCCUAAAAAUUACUCACGCCCUCAUACAUGCGAUGGCUUUUAUCUUCACUGUGAUCGCUCUAGUCGCCGCAUUCGAUUCACAUAAUCUGGCCAGGCCACCGAUACCAAAUAUGUAUACAUUGCACUCGUGGGUCGGGAUGUCUGCUGUCAUCAUAUUCUCGCUACAAUAUGUAUUCGGGUUUGCCUCUUAUCUAUUCCCCGGAGUUCGUGAUCAAUUACGUGCAACAUAUAUGCCGGUCCAUGUGUUCUUCGGAGUGUUGGGAUUUGUCCUCGCAAUCGCCGCAUCGCUGCUUGGUCUGCUCGAGAAGGCAAUCUUCUCUAUCAAAGAUUAUCGCGAGCUUUCGGCACAAGCCGUCUUGGUGAACAUGAUUGGAUUACUAUUGAUCGUAUAUGGCGGUCUGGUGGUGUUCCUGGUAACUGAGCCUAUGUACAAACGAAAACCAUUGCCGGAAGACGUAAUGCUAUUGACUCAUAGUUCAUCGUCACAGUAAUCGAUAAACUCGUCUGAUUGAUAUCAUACUAUUCAACAAUGGCUGUAAUACUGAUUACCCUCUCAUACAAAUCUACUAAAGUAACCGUACUUAAGAGUGCUAAGAAACGCAACCGAACGGCGCUAUUAUAGAUACGAUAUAUACCACAGAUUAUUUAAUUAUCGUUAUUCUUAAAACUGGAUUGCGGAAAUAAAUGAAUGUAUUUUUAUGCGCACCUUACUUCAUCACCUGCAGCUUGAUAUGCACUCUUAUUUUGCUUCGACAUCGUACUUUUCGACGGUUGGAAGUUGUUGUUGGAAUGAUGUAACUGAAACUACACAAUAAAAAAAAUAACGAUAGCUCAAAUAUAUCAUAAAACAGCUAGUGUAAAUAUGUAGGAGAUCUUUAUUUAUAGGAACGUUUUCCAUGUUUUAAGAGCAAGAAGUGCUGUGUUUCCAAAUGAUUUUGAAUUUUAUUUGAUUCUAAUAAAAUAUAACCUUGAUGUGAA
Messenger RNA from Toxorhynchites rutilus septentrionalis, 1503 nucleotides. Its product is annotated as plasma membrane ascorbate-dependent reductase CYBRD1. The transcript has 5 exons. Bases 273 to 1016 code for a protein of 247 amino acids. The record is from RefSeq and is a predicted model, not a curated record. Gene Ontology annotation, molecular function: oxidoreductase activity. Lineage: Eukaryota; Metazoa; Arthropoda; Insecta; Diptera; Culicidae.